Messenger RNA from Paecilomyces variotii, 543 nucleotides. RefSeq lists its product as hypothetical. The record is from RefSeq and is a predicted model, not a curated record. The transcript has 3 exons. NCBI's taxonomy places the organism in Eukaryota, Fungi, Ascomycota, Eurotiomycetes, Eurotiales, Thermoascaceae. Gene Ontology annotation, biological process: mitophagy. The coding region runs from base 1 to 543 and encodes 180 amino acids. Gene Ontology annotation, molecular function: mitochondrion autophagosome adaptor activity.
AUGUCAAAUCCAGCCAUCGAGAUCGCGGAGACGAUCCAAACCGCCUCCAUCAAGCACGACCCAUCACCGACACACGAUAUCAAUCCGCCAACUGCAGCAUCAGAAAGGAUACCGAUCGCCAGAGCUCCCUCUGAAGCUGGAAGUAUACCCUCAGAUAUUGUUGAUCCCAGCCGGGUGAUCAGGCCGUUGACGCGACGGCAUCACUUGCCUCCGCUGCCGGACUUGCGGUUCGAGCAGAGCUAUCUGGCCAGCCUUAGGGGCGCAGACACCUGGGGACGAAUUGCAUGGAUUACGAUCAGGGAUCAGGUCAUCCUCCCCUUGAUGCAGGGCACCCUCUGGACACUAGCUUUGGCCGGAUGGCGACACUGGAACCGCGGUGCCUCCCUGCAGGGGCACACGCUUGGAAGUAGGCUUCGCAGAUGGUGGUACGAAGUCAAUAACUGGGAACUGCCGCGCCCGCGCAAUGUCUUGAGGGACCGUAAGCUUGCCGGUCAGGUACAAGACUACUAUGUGAGCCAAUUCUCGAAUGCUACCAUGGACUGA